This is a messenger RNA of Symbiodinium sp. CCMP2592, 1161 nucleotides long. NCBI's taxonomy places the organism in Eukaryota, Dinophyceae, Suessiales, Symbiodiniaceae. The record is from the annotation of a GenBank genome assembly.
AUGGCUUUGUGGGCAUCCUUGGACUUGGGAGACCGGUUCAAGGAGAAUCUCACAGCCUCCAAGAGAACAGCCUUGAGUGGACACGCCAAGUGCAGCUUCAGUUUGGGUCCAGAGGCCAUCGACCAAAGCUGGAAUGUGGUCAUCGACAGGCUCUUGCACGAGGAUCCUUCUGGCGACAGUUUGGCACCCCUGCUGCAGCGCCAGUUUCAGAAGACCUUAAAGCAGGCCCCCGUGACCAAAGUGGGCAUGUUCGACAGCGGCCUCGGUGGGAUGACGGUGUACAAACGCCUGAGACAGAACUUUUCCACGGAAGUCUCCUUCGUCGCAGAUGAUGGACGUGCCCCAUACGGACCGCAACCGCCCGCAGACGUCGCAGACGCUUCUCGGGAAGUGCUUCGGUUUCUGAAGGGCGCCGGGGCUCAGAUCGCCUUGAUUGCGUGCAAUACGGCUUCCAUCGCGACCAUCGCUUACAAUGUCGCCGACGAAGAGGAGUUUGCCGAGCUGCCCAUCCUGCCGAUUGCUCCGCCGUAUGGAUCCUUCUUCGAGGCCCUAGGACACCUGGGCAGUUGUCGGAAAGUCGGCAUUUUUGCCACGGACGCAACUUGCAGCUCUCAAGCUUACCAGAAUAAGAUCCUAAGCGCGGAGGGCUUCUCCAUCGCGCCGAACCAGGUGGACACGGAGGCCUUUCCUCUGCAAGUCACCACCACGAACUGUAUCGGUUGCGCGGAAUGCGUGAAGGCUGUUCAGCGCGAGGCCCCCUUCGACAAGGAGGCCACUUGGGAGGAGGACACGGAGGCGAUGCUCCGGCGUAAGUUUGCCUCGUACUUCGUGGACGGCAUGCCCGCGAUUAAUUUCCUGAUCUUCGGCUGCACCCAUUUCCCCAUCCUGGAGCCACUGGUGCGGAAAAUCUUCGGCGACGGCGUCGCGCUGAUAGAUCCGGCUGUGUACCAGGUGAAGCUGGCAGCAGAGUUGGGGAUGUCCUCGGCAAGGAAGGGCGAGGAGUUCUCCGUCAGUGCUGCUCCACACUCAGGCAAGCUGGCCACCUUCCGCAAUGCAGCGCGUGCAAUCGAGCUGAACUAUCUGGACCUAAGGAAGCCGCAGAACUGGACCGUGGUGCAGCUGAGCAACAUGGGAGGUCGACGACUGGACAUCCUUGUGUGA